This is a messenger RNA of Ctenopharyngodon idella (grass carp), 5616 nucleotides long. RefSeq names its product serine/threonine-protein kinase MARK1-like. Bases 3402 to 5111 code for a protein of 569 amino acids. The transcript has 12 exons. Gene Ontology annotation, molecular function: ATP binding; protein serine/threonine kinase activity. Gene Ontology annotation, cellular component: cytoplasm. Gene Ontology annotation, biological process: negative regulation of apoptotic process; protein autophosphorylation; regulation of mitotic cell cycle. Lineage: Eukaryota; Metazoa; Chordata; Actinopteri; Cypriniformes; Xenocyprididae. The record is from RefSeq and is a predicted model, not a curated record.
GACUUUUCGCCUGUGAGUUAAUCAGUUUUGUAGAUGAUUUGAACCGUUCGCGAAAAUUUUCUGGAGACCGCGCAGUGAGUGACUGGCGGAUUGCUUUCGAAGACCAGACCCGCUCACUUUUGAUUGAAAUGUCGCCGACAGUUGGCGAAUCUUCGAGCAAGAGUAUGACAUUUUCAUCGCCGCCGCGCACUACGAUAAGCCUGCCAAGACAAGGGCGUAUAUCCUCCUCAAUCUCGCAGGGCCGGAAGCCGUAGAUCGAGAGCGUUCAUUUGUCUAUGCAGCGGAGGAGCGUGCACCGGGCGAGAAUGGCGCGAUCUUGACUCCCGCUGAAUCGAGAGAAGAUCCAGAGUGCCUGAAGAGAAAAUUUCGUGAAAUAUGCAACCCUCAACAAAAUAAAACAAUGGAGAGGCACAAGAUUCACUCUAGAAACCAAAAACAAGGUGAGACUAUUGAGGCAUUCAUCACUGAUCUCAGAAUUAAAGCUAAAAGUUGACAAUUUGGAGAACUGACUGACGAGCUGAUCUGUGAUAGGAUAGCAUGUGGCAUCAACAGUGAAAGCUUAAGGAAAGUACUGUUGAGAGACCGCGAUCUAACUCCAACUAAAGCCAUCUCAAUUUGUUGCGUACAUGAAAUGACAGAGGAAAAUAACGUUGGCUAUACCUCAGACUACCACUAAUGUGGAUUCAAUACAGCCAGUUUCCAGCAGGAGGCGCCAACACACAAGACAUAAACAAAGAACGGAACAAUACAAUUCACUAACCAUAACCAAUUGUAGAAACUGUGGAAGCAAUCAUGCAGCAAAGAAAGAAAUGCCCAGCUUUCAGAGAAGUGUCAUAACUGCAAGAAAAUGAAUCAUUACAAGAAAUGUUGCAAAGCACGCAGUCAGUUUAGUCAGAAGAAAUUCAGUCACAGGAAAGCGGUACAUGAAUUCGAAAUAGACAAACCCCUUGACCAUGAUGACACUUUUUAUGUUGAUGGCAUCGAAUUUGACAAGUUUGUCAACACUGUUAACCCUCACAUGCCAGGGUUGGAGGAGGGAUUUGUCACUUUACACAUAAACAAAACUUCAAUUGAAGUGAAAGUUGACACCGGGGCAAAAUGUAAUGUAAUGUCACAAAUGACUUUUGAACAAAUUGCCAACAACGAACGGCCAGUGAAGCAAUCAAAGACACCUAACCUUGUAGCUUAUGGUGGAAGUAAAAUUGAAACAAAAGGCUUAGUCACAUUGCAGUGUGGCCUUAAUGGGCAAAAUCAUUUACUUCCAUUCUUCUUGGUAAAUCAAGAUGUCCAACCGCUGCUAGGAUUUCGUGCAUGCCUCGACAUGGGGAUCGUUACAAUCAGCCCAGAUGUGCAUCAUGUCAGUAUGGAGGGCAGCACUGAAGACAUUCCCACUGAGUACAAAGACUUGUUCACAGAUGAACUUGGAGAACUCCCGAUAACAUAUUCUAUGACAGUGGACCCCAGCAUACAGCCUGUAGUUCGCCCUGCUCAUCGCAUUCCUCUGGCAAUGCAAAGCCGUGUCAAAGGAGAGCUGGACCGCAUGGAGAGCCUUGGCAUCAUAACGACGAUCUCAGAGCCGACAGAUUGGGUCUCGUCCAUGGUGGUUACACAUAAAAAGGACAGACAAGAAAUCAGGCUGUGUAUCAACCCAAAAGAUUUCAACACUUCCUUAAAAAGACCACAUUACCCAAUGCGCAGCAUAGAGGAAGUGGCGUCCCAGAUGUUGGGAGCAACUGUAUUUUCAGUGCUGGACGCGAAGAACUCUUUCUGGCAGAUUCGCUUAGACCGCAAGUCCUCCAUGAUGACCACAUUCAGCACAUUCAGGCCUGAAAGCUGAUCCUUCCAAGACAAAAGCAAUCUCUGAGAUGCCAGCCCCCAAGGAUGUCCCUGCACUACAGCGCUUCCUUGGAUUGGUAAAUUAUCUGGGGAAAUUUAUACCAAACUUGAGCGACAUUGCCGCACCCCUCAGAUAGCUGACACACAAAGAGACUGCAUGGUGCUGGUAUCAGCAACACCAAAACGCAUUUGAAACCCUCAAGUCAUGUUUGUCCACCCCAACUGUCUUAGCAUACUAUGAUGUAAAGAAGCCGGUUACACUAACCUGUGAUGCCUCAUGUUUCGGGCUUGGUGCUGCUUGCAUGCAGGAGGGCAGACCAGUUGCGUAUGCGUCUCGCACACUCACAGACACAGAGACGCGGUAUGCUCAGAUAGAAAAGGAGCUGCUAGCUGUUUGCCUGUACUAAGUUCAGAGACUAUGUGUACGGAAAACCCACACUCGUUGAAACGGACCACCAGCCCCUGGUGACCAUUCUAAAGAAACCCAUCCACACAGCCCCUGCAAGACUACAAAUAAUGUUGCUCAGGUUACAGUGCUACGACAUCACUCUGGUGUACAAGAAGGGUAACCACAUGUAUCUCGCAGACACCCUAUCUCGAUCUCCAGACAUUGAAAAUGACACAUGUGAGGUCAUGUCUGUCAAUUACAUCUCGACUGCCCGACUGGAGGAACUCAGAAAGCAUACGGCAGAGGAUGAGGUGCUACAGGAUCUCAGCAUUGUGAUUCAACGAGGUUCGCCAACUAAAGAACAUAGCUUGUGCCCUGCUGUGCGUCCAUACUUUCCUUACAGAGAUGAGCUUGCUGUGGAAGAUGGAAUAGUGAUGAAAGGCCACAAAACAGUCAUUCCUCGCUCAUUACAGAGAGAAUACAUCUGUAUAGUCCACAGAGGUCAUCCUGGUCUGGAUGCUACCAAGCACAGAGCUAGAGGUAUAAUUUUCUGGCCAACGAUGAUGGCUGAUAUCACAGCAGAACUCCUAACGUGCUCAGUCUGUAACAGCACAAAGCCGCAUCAACCGAAAGAACCAUUAAAGCCAUACCCUGUUCCAGACUUGCCUUGGUCUACCGUGGCAACAGAUAUGUUUGAGUGGCGUGGCCAAAACUACCUGGUGCUUGUGGAUUCAUACUCGGGUUGGUAUGAGAUUGACCUCACAAUCACAGCCCCCAAACAUGCCCAGCAAGUCACCGCACAGCUCCGUCAUAAGAGGAUGACCCAAAAGCGGUACUACGAUGCCUCAGGUUGUCCACUGCAACCAUUGGCAGAGGGACAAGUUGUCAGAAUGCAAACCCCAAAAGGAUACGACCACCUUGGCACAGUAAAGGAGGUGAAUAAGGAGCCUUGGUCAUACACUAUCAAGUGCAAUGGGAGAACAUACAGGAGGAACCGACGCCACAUCCUUCCUGUUGCAGAGCCCCCUCCAUCACGGCUCAACCCGAGGACAUUGACUCUCAGAACACCACUACACAUACACAGGACUUUGCUCCCCCAACACCUUCCACAACCAGAAUCCACUCCUACUGACCUGCCAAAGCACAUUGCACAGUCUCCUACUAAGUUUGGAAGAGGAUGUCGAUGGCUCACGGGGGUGAAAGAGGAGCCUCAGGCAGCUCCAGAUCCAGGAGAGCUGCUUCCUGUCAGACGGCUGGUCAGGAGCUUUGGAGACCCGGUUCUGGUGACCACGAUCAGGAUCCGCUGCCAGACCCGACCCAGACACUGAGCCAGGAGAUAUCUGGAUAUUUAACACCUCUGCCGUCAGACUUUUCUGUUUUUGUGUCCACAGGUCAGGAUCACUGGAGGAGGAAGUGGCAGAGCGGCAGCCAGCAGAGCCCAGAUGAUGGACGUCCGUCCACUCCAUUUAAAAGACUUGUUAAACGCUCUCACAGAGCCUCCGGCCACUCCAGAUCCACUCAGACAGAUUCUUCACCGGGCAUCAUGUCCACAUCAUCUCUGUCCCUCUCUGAGGACAAUGUAGAGAGGCGGUCAUGCAGAGAGUUGAUGAGCCUCAGCAGCAGAGGCUCGUACAGCGUCAUAUGGAGGUGGAGUGGUGAUGGAUCAGAUCGCCCAAACCAACAGGGCAACCGGUGUUUGUCCAGGUCCGACAGCCUCGAAGAGUGGAUGUGCCCUCCGCUGCCGGGUCAAGUUCCUGUCGGGCCGUCAGAGACUUCAAAUGGCCGAACUGUUCAGGGUGCCGUGGAGGAGGCUUCUCCUGUGAACAAGAGCUCAACAGAAGAACCUACAGAAUGUCGGAAGAGGAAAGGAUUUGGUUCUGUCUUCCAGAGGCUUUGGAAGGCUUUGAAGAGUCCUUUCGGCUGCUGUUUCCACAGUAGUGCUGUGGAUGUUGUGGAGCCUUUUGUCCCUCCAGCAGAUCUGGAGCCAGAGCCUGAUCCUGAGCCGUCACCUGCUCCAGAUCACUCCGCCGUCAAGACAAAUAACGAGUCCUUUGAGUCUCUCUAUAACGUGGGACAGAUGAUUGGAUCUGGAGGAUUUGGCAGGGUGUACGAGGGAACACGCAGAUUUGACUCCAAAAAGGUUGCCAUCAAGCGGAUGCGCAAGACUGACAACAAUCGUUACCUUGAUAUUCCUGGGCAUCCCGAACCUCUCGUUACAGAAGUGGCGCUGCUGCUGAUGAUGAGGCGAGAACCCAUAAGCCCCUACAUCAUACAACUAUACGAGUGGUUUGAACAUCCUCGAAAAUUCACUCUGGUCAUGGAGUUCCCUGAACCCUGCGAGAGCUUGCUGGACUUCAUCGUUCGUCAUCCUCAACUGGACGAAACAACAGCGCGGGUCAUCAUGCGACAGGCUGUGCUGGCAGUACAACACUGCGUUGAGCAUGGUGUUUUUCAUAAUGACGUUCAUGCGCAGAACUUCCUGUUGAAGAAAAACACGUUAGAGCUCAAGCUGAUAGACUUUGGCUGCGGUCAGCUGUUGAGCAGCGACGGCUACGAGAGGAACAUAUACCGUGGAAUACUGGAUUACUGCCCACCUGAAGUCUUGACAGACCCUCGAUUUCACGCCGUCCCAGCGAAUGUCUGGUCUCUAGGAGUGCUGCUGUAUGAGAUGGUGAACGCAUGUUCUCCUUUUCAGGACAGAGCGGAAAUCGCACAAGCCAAAGUUACAUUUCAGAACUCCAGCUUAUCCAAAGAAUGCAGAGAUCUGAUUAGCCAGUGCCUAACCCGGGAUCCAACUAAACGGCCGACGUUAGAGCAGAUGUUACAACAUAGAUGGAUUAGAAAUGAUGUAGAUUGGAGAAGUUCAGGAGAUUCACUCCAUCAGUGAUUACAGGAAACAACAGACUUGCUGUCGUCGGUGGAGGGCUUGAACUCGAGAUUUGACUGAAGCCUGAAGUCCAACCCCAGCCUGACAGGAACUCAGAGCCGCCGCACCAGAGACUCAGAGCCUGUCCACGUCUGAGAAGAACACGAGAGACGACAAGACUGGAGAGAAUCGUCAAGUCAUUACAGACACAUGUGCUUCGUUCUAAAAUGUCAAGACGAGUCAUCUUUAUUUAUGACCAAUCUGUCUGUGACUGUAUAUGUAUAUAUGUAUAUAAAAUCUCUAUAUGACCCCUUUGAAUAAAUGUUUUUAGUUGCAUAAAUACUACAUGGUUGCAAGCUUCAGUGCAUUGUAGAGCCUGUCAUAACAAAACAUAAUCCUACAAUAAAUGAGACUAUAAAUGGACAAUAAUAAUAAUUUGGUGCACUAUCCACUAUUCAUGUAUUAGAAAGAUUUAGGUCAAUCUUGAAGCUUAUAGGAAUAGUUACCCAAAAACGCAAAGUUCUGU